CGGUCAGUGAUCAUUCCUGGAUAUGAAUUCUUACAGACCUCAUCAGACAGGAUGGGCACCUCAACACACUGAAGGUUAAAGUGGUUGAAGACUGCAAAAAGUGGCAGUUCCGCGGGAGGAUGGCCGGAUCAUUGGUGGGCGAGAAUGUGAGCUUCAUACUCGUCCUUACAUGGCCUCUCUCAACUACGGAUACCACUUCUGUGGAGGGGUGCUCAUCAACGAGCAGUGGGUGCUCUCUGUGGCCCACUGCUGGUACAACCCUUAUGCCAUGCAGAUCAUGCUGGGAGAACACAACCUCCUCGUGUUUGAGGGGACUGAGCAGGUCAUGAAAACAGACACCAUCAUUUGGCACCCCAGUUAUGACUACCAGACACUGGACUACGACAUCAUGCUGAUCAAACUGUACCACCCGGUGAAGGUGACAGAGGCAGUGGCCCCCAUCUCUCUGCCCACAGGGUGCCCCUAUGACGGCCUGCUCUGUUCUGUGUCAGGCUGGGGCAAGAUGUCCAAUGAGGAGGAAGCGGUCUUACCCACAAGUCUGCAGUGCUUGGACGUUCCAAUUCUGAGCGACGCCGAGUGUGAGAAGGCCUAUCCUGGAAUGAUUUCCAGGAGGAUGCUAUGUGCUGGAUACUUGGAUGGAGGCAAGGAUGCAUGCAAUGGAGAUUCAGGCAGUCCGCUCGUGUGUUUUGAUGAGGUGCACGGUCUGGUGUCAUGGGGACAGGGCUGUGCUUUGCCAAAUUACCCCGGGGUCUACGUCAAAGUGUGCGAGUUCCUGCCCUGGAUCCAAGAAACACUGGAAGCUUAUUCAUAAAUAAUAAAGAUGACAAUAUUAACAAUACAAUAGGUUUUCAUACAUGGUACUUAUGGGUCUGUUAAGAAAUAAGUGUCAGCAAAAAAAAAAAAAAAAUUACUUCAUAAAAUUUGACUUCAUCACCUGUCAGGUUUCAGCAGGUUUAUUGUGUUUUUAUAAAUAUGUGUUUGUAUAAAUAUGUAUGCAUUUAUAUUUGGAUGU
Messenger RNA from Boleophthalmus pectinirostris (great blue-spotted mudskipper), 1012 nucleotides. RefSeq names its product trypsin-like. Gene Ontology annotation, molecular function: serine-type endopeptidase activity. The coding region runs from base 170 to 811 and encodes 213 amino acids. Gene Ontology annotation, biological process: proteolysis. NCBI's taxonomy places the organism in Eukaryota, Metazoa, Chordata, Actinopteri, Gobiiformes, Gobiidae. The transcript has 6 exons. The record is from RefSeq and is a predicted model, not a curated record.